AUGUGGCCGGCCGGCGCGGGCACCAAGCUGCCCUGCCCCCGCGACUCGGCGCUCCGGCGGGCGGCGUUCUCCGGGAACCUCACCGCCCUGCCUUCCCACCUUGUGCCCGCCGGCCGCAGCGUCCGGGUCUUCAUCAGCGCCAACCCCGAAGACACGGGAGCAGAAAGACAGGCACUAAGAGAAAAUGUGUAUCCUAAAUUGAGAGAAUUCUGCAGAGAAAAUUAUGGAUUAGAAUUUCAGGUCAUAGAUCUGUACUGGGGCGUGGACGAAGAUGAGUGGGACAGCCCGGAGCUCCAGAAGGCCCGCAUGAAGCUGCUGGAGGAUUGUUUGAAAACUUCUGCAGGUCCAUGUUUUGUUGGACUAUUAGGGGAAAAAUAUGGGAACAUCCGGAUCCCCGGAGAAGUGGAGGCCUCCGAGUUUGAGAUGAUUUUGGACGCUGCCAUAGAGGCAAAGCUAGAGACCAAGUUAAUGGAAGAGUGGUACUGUCGAGAUGAGAACUCGGUGCCAGCAGCUUAUUACCUCCGACCCAAGUCAGAAAUGCUGAAAGGCAAUAAAAAUGCAAUGCAGCCUUCUGCCCAUGCGGAGAAUGAGAAGACCUGGCAAGAGAUAUCAGAUGAGAUCAAAAAGAUAUUUAAGGCUUCUGUGAAACUGUUGCACGAGCAGGGGAAAAUGAAGCACAGCCAAGCUAAGAGGUACCUGUUCUCAGCUAUAGAGGAUGAGUUUGACUUCGCUCUAGGCAAGCAGACUCCUGCCUUCCUGAAGAAGUGCGUCUGCUACAUUAGGAAAAUUGCUAACAUUGAGCGAUUCGUGAAGAUCCCAGAGAUGGGGAAAUACAUGGAUAUCACUGGGACAGACCCCAGGAUCAUCCGGGAUCCAGAGGCCCAGGAGAAGCUUAUCAAACUCAGGGAUGAAUUUAUUCCUACUAUUGUUGCGUCCUCUAAUCUCAGAGUAUACACGUCGGUUACCCAUUGUGACAUGAAACUCGGCUACUCCCAGGAAAUAGAAAACCACUACAUAGAAGGCCUGGGCAAACAAUUUUACGAGGACAUGAUCGACAUAAUUCAGGCGACGGUGCAGCAGAACUUUGACACGGAGACUGAUACACUCUACGACGAAAUCCUCCAGCAUUCUUCGCUCUGUAAAACGUAUGCCUCUUUCUACGAGUACAAGUGCGAAUCCCUAACCAGAGUCCAUAAAUACAUCCUCCCGAGCAAAACCGGGCACAUCAGCCCGCUUGUUGUAUAUGGUGGACCAUGCACGGGGAAGACGCUCCUGCUAGCCGAGGUGGCGAAGAAGGCAUAUGGCUGGCUACAGGAACACGCAGGACCAGAAUCAGACCCAGUAACAGUCGUACGAUUCCUAGGAAGCACAGACAUGAGUACUGACCUCAGAACGCUCCUCCUGAGUGUUUGCGAACAGCUGGCAGUGAACUACCGGUGUCUGGUUCAAAACUACCCUAAGAAGAUUCAUGACCUCUGUGACUUAUUCAUAAACCUCUUGAAUGAGUCUUCCCAGCAGAGGCCUCUGGUAAUAAUAUUUGACGCCCUAGAGCAGCUCUCAGAGAGCGACGAGGCCAGGAAGCUGUGGUGGCUCCCUGCUCACCUUCCCCGCUUCGUGCGGGUGGUCCUCUCCACACUGCCCAACAAACACGGGAUCCUGCAGAAACUAAGGUGCCUUAUCCAUGAGGAAAACAACUACAUCGAGUUGAUUCCCCGGGACAGGAAGAUGUGCAGCCAGGUGCUCAAGCACCAGCUGCUGCGAGUCAAAAGGAAGGUCACCUCAGGCCAGCAGAUUUACGUGAACAACGCGUUCUCCAAGUGCACGCUGCCCAUGUUCGUGAACCUGACCUUCCGGGAGGUGAGGCACUGGAGGUCUCACAAAGAUGUCGACGAAUCCUCCCUCUGCGUCACCGUUCACGAGAGCAUAGAGCAGCUCUUCUGGUCCUUGGAGAGGAAGUGUGGUCCGAAGCUGGUCUCCAGGGCUCUCGGUUAUAUCACCAUGGCCAAGAUGGGUCUGAGCGAGAUGGAACUGGAGGAUGUGCUGGCCCUGGACAACAGCGUCAUGAACGAGCUCAAUGAGCACACCAGGCCCAGCAACCCCCUGAGAGUCCCUUACCUGUACAUCGCGAGGCUCAAGGAGGGUCUCAGCGGAUACCUCAUAGAAAGGCACGUGAAGAACGUCACGCUCCUGGUGUGGGCCAACAGGCACCUGCAGCUCAUAGCCCAGAAGCUGUACCUGAAGGAAGACAGUCAUCUGCACGAGAUGCACACCAUCCUGGCGGACUAUUUCCUGGGGGUGUGGUCGGGGGGCAGGCGGAAAGCCUUUUGCCUCGAAGACCCCUACUUGAACGGCUGCCUGGACUUGGAGAGCAGAAGCCUGCUGGAGGAAGAAAAGCACUUCAUGGAGCAGGCUUCGUUCGACAGGCAGGCCCCGGAGCAGCCCUGGGUUUUCCAGUGCAACCCCCUGGAGCCCGACAUCUUCUUCGUCAACCACCGGAAGAUGUCCGAGCUCUUGUACCACCUGACCAGGUGCGGGAAGACCGAUGACCUGCUGUACGGCAUCAUCAUGAACUUCAGCUGGCUGUACACCAUGAUCAAAAUCGGCCAGUUCGACAAAGUGCUCGCGGACAUUGAGCUGGCUUACAACUACUCGCAGGAGAAGGAGAUGAAGUUCCUGGCCAACACCCUCCGCAGCCUCCGGAGCAAGGUCAUUGCCUUCCCCGGCUCCCUUUCGGCAGAGCUCCAGCAACGGCUGCUGCCGGUCCUCAGCUCCCUGCCCAAGCUGAGACACCUCCUCCUGGAAUGUGACAAGGACGGGCCCAAAUACUGCUCCAUCGUGCCGCUCCAUUCCUCCAUGGACGUGACCUACAGCCCCGAGCGUCUCCCCUUGGCGGCCAGUCACCUGCACGUCACCGAGAUCCUGCCUACUUGCAACCCCAGGACUGUCCUCACGGCUCUGGAGAGCGGCUCCAUCAGCACCUGGGAUGUGGAGACGCGCCAGCUUCUCAGGCAAAUCACCACGGCCCAGUCCGUCAUCCUGGGCAUGAAACUCAGCGGCGACGAGAAGUACCUGGUGGUGGCCACGACCAAUAACACCUUGUUGAUUUAUGACAACGUCAAUUCCUGCCUCCUGUCCGAAGUGGAGAUCAAGGGGACCAAGCAUGGCAGCGGCUCCACCUACAUCAAUGGGUUCACGCUGUCCGUCAGCCACGCCCUGGCGUGGCUGGAGGCCAGCAAAGACGUCACCGUCAUCGACCUGCUCUACGGCUGGCCCCUCUACCAGUUCCACUGCUGGUACGAAGUGACGUGUGUCCGGUGCUCCCUGGACGGGACGUACGCGUUCUGCGGGCAGUACCUGAACACCACCACCAUCUUUCACCUGGGGAGCGGAGAGAAGCUAUGCACCGUGACGUCCGAGUUUUCGGGCGGCUUCGUGAAGUUCCUCCUCAUCUUGGACACGGCCCAGGAAAUGGUCAUGGUGGACAGCGAGGGGAGCCUUUCCGUCUGGAACACCGAGGACAUCUCCAGCCCCCAGCUGACCGACGACUUCGACUGCCGCCGGGAAGACAGCGAGGUGGUCAGCCUCGAGCUGUCGGAGGACCAGAGCGCGGUCCUGAUCUGCAAAGCCCUCGGCAUCGAGCUCCUGGACACGGGCCUGUGGAAGGUGGCGGAGAAGUUCCGGGCGAAGCACAACGAGCGCUUCGUGUCGGCCGUGCUGUCCAAGAACGGGGACUGCAUCAUCGCCACCAUGGAGAGCACCCCGGCCGUGUUCUUCUGGCGGCGGGACACGGGCCAGUGCAUGGCGAGCCUCCAGGAGGUCUCGGGCACCAUCGUGAAGCUGGUGAAGUCCAGCCACCACAACAUGCUGCUCUCCCUGUCCGCCAGCGGCGUGCUGUCCAUCUGGGACGUGGACAUCAUCACGGCCAUGUCCAACAUCGACAAGACCGGGAAGCCCAUCCAGAGCCUGAUGCUGCCCGCCAGAGGGGAGAUCAUCUAUUCCCUCGACGGCUCGGACUGCGUGCACAAGUGGAACUUCAGCAGCGGGUUCAUCGAGGCGGCGUUCAAGCACGAGGGCGUGGUGGAGCACUGCGUGCUGACGUCCUCGGGGGACGUGAUGGUGACCUCGGACGACAAGAGCAGCCAGUACGUGUGGCACACGGGCAGCGGGGAGAACCUCUUCCGGAUCAGCGGGCAGCGGAUAUCGCAGCUGCUCAUCACGCACAACGACCAGUUCGUGGUGUCCCUGUGCGAGGAGAACGCCUCCCGGGUGUGGCGGCUGGCCACGGGCCACCGGGUCUGCAACAUCCUCACGCCGCUGUGGGACGCCUUCAUCACGCCCGCCAACACCUUCGUGGUGGGCAUGACCCAGAGCAAGGUGCUGGCCGUCAGCCUGUGGACGGGGAGCAUCACCAAGAAGUUCUGCUGCGAGGACGGCACCACCGUCGUGAGUGUCAAGCUGAUCCCCGACUGCCCCGACCUCAUCGUGUUCGUCACGUCGGCCGAGACGGUGAACCUGUGGAGCCUGACGGACGAGGUCAUCUGCCGCCGCGUGCAGCUCCCCGGCGGCUUCCUGAAAACCCUGGAGGACUUCGAGGUCUCCCCCAACGGCAAGCUGGGCAUCCUCUCCCGGGGAGACGAGAACAUCAAUGUGCUGGACCUGCACAGCGGCAAGCUGCGGGUGGUGCACGCCUCCGGGGUCAUCUGGCGGCAACGGCUGUCCCGGGACGGCCGCUACCUGGUGUACAUUUGCUGCCAGGGAGGGGAAGACCAGGACGAGAACGGCACCAUGUCCAGCCUGAUCGUCAUGAGGCUGGCCGACGGCAAGAACAUCGGCGCCUGCUCCCUGUACAAAGCGCCCACCUUCCUGGCCCUGUCCCAGCGGCACCUGCACAUCGUGGUGGGCUUCGACGACGGGAGCAUAGGGAUCUACACGGUGGUGGACCGCGUGGACGCCGCCCUGAAGAUCAAGAUCGCCACGUCCAACAGCAGGCAGAUAUUCAGCAACGCGGCGACGCAGACCUCCAGGGCCAAGUGCAGCAGCUACUGCUUCAAGGCGUCGGUGGACUGCCUGUGGAGGGAGUCCACUGAGGUGUUUGCGAGGGACAGCCCCAUCACGGUGAGCGAGCCCGCCGAGCCCAACGAGGCCACGCCCUCCAAGAAACACAAUUCUUGCUACGACCGGGUGUGCGCUGCCCUGGAGUCCAGGGGCCACAGCUACGGCCCUGACAACUGA
Messenger RNA from Pipistrellus nathusii (Nathusius's pipistrelle), 5232 nucleotides. Lineage: Eukaryota; Metazoa; Chordata; Mammalia; Chiroptera; Vespertilionidae. The record is from the annotation of a GenBank genome assembly.